This is a messenger RNA of Monodelphis domestica (gray short-tailed opossum), 1714 nucleotides long. It is a transcript of the gene OXSM, whose product is annotated as 3-oxoacyl-ACP synthase, mitochondrial. Gene Ontology annotation, cellular component: mitochondrion. Gene Ontology annotation, molecular function: 3-oxoacyl-[acyl-carrier-protein] synthase activity. The record is from RefSeq and is a predicted model, not a curated record. Gene Ontology annotation, biological process: fatty acid biosynthetic process. NCBI's taxonomy places the organism in Eukaryota, Metazoa, Chordata, Mammalia, Didelphimorphia, Didelphidae.
CGCACGCGCACCUCCGGCGCAGAGGGAGGGGCGGCACAAGCUCACGCGACUUGCACUCUUCCUGGGCUCAGACCUAGAGCCCGGAGACGGGAGGUGGGGGAGGGGAAAGGAGACCGAAGCCCCUCCCCCAUCUCGCACAACCCGGGAGGAGGGGCUCUGUAUAUCGCGUCAUCCAGAGGAGGCCGAUGGUGGCUGCGCAGCAGCACGAAACCGGACCCAGGAGUGACCUUGUGUUCCUGCCAUGCUGCCCAACUGCUUUCAAGAGGUGAUGAAAGUGACCCGCUGUGGCCUGCUGCGCUCCUGGGUACCACCGUGGUUAGUUAGCUGGAAGCCAAGGCAUCUGUGUACUGUGCCGCGAAGCAAAUGGCGAAGGCGAGUUGUGAUCACUGGGAUUGGCCUGGUGACUCCUCUAGGGGUGGGAACUCAGUUGGUGUGGGAUCGCCUCAUCCAGGGACAAUCUGGCAUUGCUCCCCUACAGGCUGAAAAAUUUAAGAAUAUCCCUUGCAAAGUUGCUGCCUAUGUGCCCAAAGGGGCUGCUGAAGGUCAGUUUAAUGAAGAAAAUUUUGUGUCCAGAUCAGAGGCCAAAUCCAUGUCCUUUCCCACCAUCUUGGCCAUUGGAGCGGCAGAGCUCGCCAUCAGAGAUUCUGGGUGGCUUCCUCAAUCAGAAGCUGAAGAAAGGAAUGCUGGGGUCGCUAUUGGUAUGGGAAUGGUUCCUCUGGAAGUGAUUUCUGAGGCAGCCGUGCUGUUUGAGACCAAAGGAUACAACAAAGUCAGCCCCUUCUUUGUCCCAAAGAUCUUGGUUAACAUGGCGGCGGGUCAAGUCAGCAUCCGUUACAAACUGAAGGGACCCAAUCACGCUGUGUCAACAGCCUGCACCACGGGAGCCCAUGCUGUGGGAGAUUCUUUUCGAUUUAUAGCACAUGGUGAUGCAAAUAUAAUGGUGGCUGGAGGCACCGAUGCUUGCAUCAGCUCCUUGUCUCUGGCUGGAUUUUCCAGAGCUCGGGCUCUGAGCACAAACUCUGAUCCCAAGCUGGCAUGUCGCCCGUUCCAUCCAAAUAGAGAUGGCUUUGUCAUGGGAGAGGGAGCCGCUGUCCUGGUGCUGGAAGAAUACGAACAUGCUGUGCAGAGAGGAGCCAGGAUCUAUGCGGAAAUUCUGGGCUAUGGACUUUCAGGGGAUGCUGGCCACAUAACAGCACCUGAUCCAGAAGGAGAAGGGGCAGUAAGAUGUAUGUCUGCUGCGAUCAAAGACGCAGGGAUCGCUCCCAAAGACGUGUCCUACAUCAACGCCCAUGCGACUUCCACACCUCUAGGAGAUUCCGCGGAGAACAAAGCCAUCAAACAGCUUUUUAAAGAGCACGCUCAUUCCCUUGCAGUGUCUUCCACCAAGGGAGCCACAGGACAUCUGUUAGGAGCAGCCGGAGCAGUGGAAGCUGCUUUUACUGCCCUGGCUUGUUACCAUCGAACGCUGCCACCCACUCUCAAUUUGGACUGCUUAGAACCCGAGUUUGACCUCAAUUAUGUUCCACUGACAGCCCAGGAAUGGAAAGUGGCAGAUAAACGCAUUGGUCUGAGCAACUCCUUUGGGUUUGGAGGAACGAACGCAACCCUGUGUAUUUGUGGCAUAUAGCACGUGUACUUUGUGUGUACAUGAACACUGAUGUUUGCAUGGCACCAAUGAGGAUCAGACAGAUAAAGAAAUAUAUAAGUAGAUUAA